Messenger RNA from Stereum hirsutum FP-91666 SS1, 3828 nucleotides. Its product is annotated as HD-domain/PDEase-like protein. The transcript has 20 exons. The record is from RefSeq and is a predicted model, not a curated record. Gene Ontology annotation, molecular function: dGTPase activity. Gene Ontology annotation, biological process: dGTP catabolic process. Gene Ontology annotation, cellular component: nucleus. NCBI's taxonomy places the organism in Eukaryota, Fungi, Basidiomycota, Agaricomycetes, Russulales, Stereaceae. The coding region runs from base 85 to 1860 and encodes 591 amino acids.
GUUUGCUGGAGCCCGGCCCUUAGAAUUUUCAUUCAAAUCCAAGGCUACCGUUUGCGAAAAGUAUACACCAAGUCUUCAGGCAGGAUGGCGGCAUUUUCCUCGCAGGAGACCGUGACGAUGAGGCAGUUCAAGGACCCAAUUCAUGACUACAUUCCCCUUUCAUCUGAUAUUUGCAAGGUUGUGGACACAAAGCACUUUCAACGCCUUCGAGAUAUCAAGCAGCUCGGUACCUCGUACUAUGUCUGGCCCGGAGCAUCGCAUAAUCGCUUUGAGCACUGUUUGGGUGUAGCACAUUUGGCCACCCUGAUGGUUACACACCUUCAACGAGCACAACCAGAGCUUGGGAUCACCGAACGCGAUGUCCGGUGUGUUAUCCUCGCCGGCCUGUGCCACGAUUUAGGACACGGUCCCUGGAGCCACGUUUGGGAUAGUCUUUUCAUCCCCGUAGCACUGAAAGGCAAGAAAUGGUGCCAUGAAGACGCUUCAGAGAUGAUGCUCGACGAUAUGAUCAAGCAAUACCCCGAUCUCGGGAUUCCACCAGAAGACGCCACGUUUAUCAAGGCUCUGAUCGCUGGCGCCAAAAAGAGAUGCCCAGAUGAGAAGGGCUUCCUCUUCGAAAUUGUGGCGAACAAGCGCAACGGACUAGACGUCGACAAAUUUGAUUACAUUCAGCGAGAUAGCAUCGCGGUAGGAGAGCGUGGCAACCUAUCCCUCAGCCGGCUCAUCACAUCAGCACGAGUGAUUGAAAACCAGAUUUGCUACGAUAUUAAGGAUUCCAACCAGAUCUACGAACUCUGUUGGACACGCUUUUCGUUCCACAAGCGUAUCUACAAUCAUAAAACCGCCAAGGCGAUAGAGUACAUGAUCGUAGACGCCAUCCUUGCUGCCGAACCGUAUCUCUCCAUCGCAAAACAGAUCGAGGUUCCGUCAAGGUACCUUUACCUCACUGAUCACAUUGCGACUACCAUUGAGGCCUCGGAAGACGAAAGACUUGCGCCAGCUAAGAAGAUUUUUGACCGUAUCCGCGAACGCAAACUCUACCAGUGUGUCGACUACAAAGUCUUUCAAUGGGCCUUCUACGACACUGUGAGGGUGCGAAUAACGGCGGAGAACAUUGCCGAUGCUGUUCGCAAGCUCAGCGACCCCGAGAUCAUUGCCUCUACCACCCCUGUGAAGGAAAACGGCGAGAUCGACGAGGUGCCGCGUAGUGAGGAUGAUGUUAUCGACGCGGAGUUCGUGAAGGCCAUCACAGCGGAUCAUAUUGUCGUUACGUUGUCGAAGAUGCACUAUGGCAUGCAGGACAAAAAUCCUUUGAGUUUCGUCAAAUUUUAUCACAAGAAGACGCCCGAUAUUUGUAUGCAUGCAAGCUUCCACGAAGUGUCCCACCUCAUGCCCGAAGUGUUUGGAGAGGUUCUUCUCCGUGUCUACACCAAAGACAUCCGCUACUUUGGCCUCAUCCAAGCAGGCUACCGCUCUCUCCUCAGAUCCAUGCCUUCUCAACCCGAUCCCACCACACCUGAAAAGCCUACAGCCCACGCUCCCUUUGAUAGUCCCUCAACACCCACCAACGCAGCGACCGCAGAAGACGCACCGAGCACUCCCAAGGCUCCUUUCAGUCGCGUGUCUAGCAGAGGCUAUGGAUCUCUCGGUCUGGGCACUGGAGCUUCCGGAGUCGACGACUCUCCGUUUGCGGAUAAUGAGUUUAUGACGGUUAGCAAACGGUUCCCGCUUGCGCCGGCGAGUCCUUCAAGGAGUGGCGGUGGCGGUGGCGUCCUGGCACUGAGCAUUGGGAAGAGGCAGAGGGCUGAAGGCGAUAGCGAGGUAUCGGGAGCAGAGUUGAAGAAGUCGAAGUCGAAGUGAUACACGUGUUGAAGAUGGUAUUCGGUGCCGGUUUCUAACUUACAUUCGGUGUAUUGCCUCUUGCAACUUAUGUUCGGCCUAAGGCUAAUAAUAUUUGAUGUUUCCAGUGGAUCUGCACUCCUUUGUGGUACGGAUGUUACAUUGUGCUGGUCUGGGGGAAACACCCUCAAGCGGUCUGUGGAAGUUCUGCUUUUGAACCACGUGUAUGGAGGGAGUGCCAAACGGCGUCGGACGUAUAGUUCCUGUUCUUGGGUAUAUGGUCGCAGAACACGUUGACCUCUGUCUCACCGUCUUCACCAAUUCCCUACAUAGUAGACCAUCAUUCUUUGCCGGGCGUCUCUCUCUUCUUCGUCUUCAUACUCUCACGAGUGUGAAUGAUGUCAGGUGCUACUGUUGCGCCACCAUAAUUACGACUCUAUAUAGCCUCCCCCUGAGCCUGAGCCCUCUUCCCCCACCACAUUUCCGCCCACGUUACUAUGUCCUCCGCUGCCGAUUUACUGUCGCAAGCUCAAAAGGCUUUGGAUAGUGCGAAAGCCGUCGGUGCAGGCCGCUCUCUUCGAGGCAUAAGGAUCAGCCUAGCUAUCUCGCGGCUGUACGAAGCUCAAGGACGGUCAGUUGGCAACGAUGUUUUGCUACGGAAGUGCAAUGAAAGCCUUAUCACCGCUAUGUACCAAAAAUUGGCUUUCUUUACGGAGCAAUCCCGCCUUACGACGCCGGAUGUCCUUGAUAUUCGGACGACCAUCGACCACGCCAUUUCUAUACUCAGCACAUCUCCUGCGCAAGCAUUGUCUUUCACGUCGAUUGUUGACGACCUCGUUCCGACUCUGACGACCACGCCGACGGGCCUUGUACUACUUCACAAGCUCUCACUCCCCUCGUUCACACCAACCAAUGUCCGAGAUACUGUCAUACAGGACGGUUUUGACCAUGUCCGCCUCAAUGCGAUCCUAACACUUGCAGAAUCUAAAUACACCGAUGCUACUCGGAUGUACGAAUCUGGCGCAUGGGCCCGCGCCCUCAAUCUCCUGCAAAGCGAAGACGCGGCGCUGAACAGCGCUUUAGAGCUGGAGUACCAUGUGGGGAACAAGGGAUAUAUGGAACAUGGUGGUGCCACACGGGGAAUGUUCUUACGCGCGGACUACGACCUUCUGUUGGCUCAAUGCCGCGGGCAUCAGGCGGUGAAGACUGGGGAUGAUUUGUUCGAGACGAGUCUGCGUGUUGCACCGGAGGAGCUCCUUGGUUGGGCACAGCUUGCGCAAGACGAUUAUCGAGUGGCAUAUAGACUUAGUGCUACCAGAGAUAUUGAGCUCGAAGGAAUGUCGCUAGGCCGUCUUGCACGCUUUCAUGAGCGCGUGACGUUGGUACCCUCAACCGCACACGAGCUCUAUCUCCGCGCUGUUCAGCUCGGGGCCUCGCUCUCUCCUAACCUCCCAAAGGGAGAGUGGUAUUCCACUGCAAUCAAAGCUGUCCAGACCUAUCGUGAUUCCUUGCAUUCCAAGGAGGCAAAGGAGUGGGCCGACAAACGUAAGCCUGUGCUCGACAAGUUGGAGAAGGAGAUCAACCAACUCGAGACCAAUGCUCGCACUAUGGAACAUCGUGAGUUCGUGGACUGGAUCUGGGUUAGGUGGCCUCCUAAGACUCCAGGGUCACCCGAUGCUCCUAAGGACACAGAUAAACCGGAAGAACUGACCAAGAAGAUGAUGCUCAAAAUCAUACAAAGGUAUCACAGCGACAAAAAUGGGAGAUGGGGAGAGGAAUGGCACGUUCUAUCUGAAGAGAUCACGAAGAUGCUCACCCAGAUCUACGAGCGCAUGAAAGGAGUCGAUUGAUCAGAGUGUGUCUUUGGGCUUGGUUGUGUGAUGGAGAAUUCCUGCACCAUCCCAAUUUCAUGGCCAUUGAUUUAUGCCUACCAUUUUCGAUCAUGUCUCAUACGAUUUUCUGUAGUCAUCGUAUGCGAUUCGAAUUGUC